UUCCUAUAUAUUUAUUUAUUUGUAAACAUAUGAUUCAUUGGUUAAUUGAGAAGAAAUGUUACUUUAGAAAAAGUAUAAAGGCAAAGCUAAAGUAAAGCAGGGAAUAAGUUAAAGGCAAAAGGGAAGAGGUGAGUUGAAGUUUAAUUUGCAUUAUCUGUGAACGAUCUCUUCCAUUUUGAUGGCAUCAGUUGCGGUGGACAGCUUGAUUAUGAAGCUGGCGCGGUUACUGAAUGAGGAAGUGACGCUGCUGAGAGAUGUGCGGACGAAAGUUGAAGGAGUGAGAGAUGAGCUGUGUUUGAUCCAAGCUUACUUGAAGGAUGCUGAUGCCAAGGCAGAUACUGCUGACACCUCCUCCCACGCCGUCAAGGUUUGGGUCAACCAACUCAGACGUGCUUCCUUUCGCAUCGAAGAUGCCGUUGACUUUUACAUCAUCAAACUAGCACCUCACCCAUCUCAAAGGCGUGGUAUGCUGUGUAAGUUUUGUUUGGUGAUAACAAGUGUGGUACCCAGGCACCGGAUCACAUCUGAGAUUGUGAACGUGACAGCGUCCAUACGGAAGCUCUACGAAGAUAAGCAGGCUCUUGGGCUCAGUCCAUCAUCAGAACAAAAUGUGGCUGAACGAAUACGCUAUGACCUUCGAAUGGGUUCCCAUUUUAUUAGGGAUGAUGAACUUGUGGGAGUUGAUUAUGCCAAGAAUUUGCUCAUUGAUUGGCUCAUACAUGGAGAAGCCAGGCGCACCAUCAUCUCCGUCGUAGGCGAAGGGGGACUCGGGAAAACAGCAAUUGUUAGGAAUCUCUACAACAAACAUAAGGAGGAUUUUGAUUGUUAUGCUUGGAUAACUGUGUCUCAUUCCUUCAAAGAGGAACAUUUGCAGACUAUAAUGCAAACUUUGUAUGAGAAUGAUGGUAAAAAGUAUCCUGUGGAGGGAAUCAGGGAAAAAGAGGUGGACAAGUGUAAUUUGACACAAAAACUAAGAGACUACUUGCAAGGAAAGAGCUACAUGAUCGUGUUUGAUGAUGUGUGGGAAAUAAACUUUUGGGAAUGCAUGGAAUUUGCUUUACCUGCUGAUACCAACAUCAGAAGCAGGAUCAUCAUCACAACAAGGGACAGAGGAAUAGCUGAAUUUUGUCAACGUUCUGCUCCGGUUCAUAUCCACGAACUAAAACCAUUACCUGCUGAUGAUGCUUUGAAGCUUUUUCUUUUGAAGACAUUUCAAUUUGACCAUCAUGGUUGUCCUCAAGAUCUGAAUGAUUUGUCUCAAAGAUUUGUUAAGAGGUGCAAGGGAGUGCCACUUGCCAUUGUAGUUAUUUCGGGCCUCCUUUCAACUAAGAAGAAAACUGUAUCUGAAUGGCAAAAGGUAUAUGAUAGCCUCCGCUCAAAAUUCUCCACCGAUCCUCAUCUUAGAAGCUUCUAUCUGGUCUUGCUAGAAAGUUAUCAUGAUCUUCCUUACCAUCUGAGGUUAUGCCUUUUGUACUUUGGCCUUUUCCCCCAAGAUUACUCCGUUAAGUGUUCAACACUUAUUCGCCUAUGGGUAGCAGAGGGCUUUGUGAAUGAAAAUGAGAUGUUUGGAGAUCAAACACUUGAGGAAGCAGCAGAAGACUACUUAGCUGAGCUCAUUCGUAGAAGCUUGGUUAAAGUCUCCAAUGUGUUUGUCAAUGGCAAGGUUAAAAGUUGCAGGGUCCAUGAUUUGAUGCAUGACUUUAUUGUCAGAAAGUGUGAGGAGUUAAACUUUUGCCAAGUGGUGAGCAAGCAACAGUUCGGAUUUCAUGAAUGGACGAGGCGUAUAUCAAUCCAGAAUAUUGACAAAAGUGCUUUUAUUGGAAAUGAUCAAAGUUUUGUUCGGGUGCGAUCCUGUCUUAGUUGUGGCAUUGAAGAACUUUCAGAAUCUGUGGUAAAAUCUUUGUUCUCCGGUUUCAAUCUCUUGGUGACAUUAGGCCUUGAAGAUUUUCCACUUGAUCAUCUUCCUGAAGUUGUAGGAAACUUAUUGAAUUUGAAGUAUUUGAGCUUAAGGAAGACGAAAAUCAAGACAAUUCCCAAGUCCAUUGGCAAGCUUCAAAAGCUACAAACUCUAAACCUUAGAGAUACACAAGUACUAGAGCUACCUAUGGAAAUCAAUAAGCUUGUUAAGCUGCGACAUCUUUUAUCUUAUUCCUUCGGUUCCAAAGAACAUUGGCAACAUUUAUUAGGCUUCAGGUUGAAUGGAGGGAUUGGGGGUUUAACAGAUUUGCAGAGUCUUGCGAUGGUGGAUACAAGUACAGCUAAUGGGGAUGGAAUUAUUCGAGAAAUGGAGAAUAUGAUCAAUAUGAAGAAGUUGGGCAUUGUUGAGUUAAGUGAAGUCAAUGGAAGUAGUGUUUGCAAUGCCAUAAAGAACAUGCCCAAUCUUUGCUCUCUAUCCAUCAAGGCAGCCGAAAACUGUGGAUUUCUUGUGCUGCAAGCAAUAGUUGAUCCUCCUGCUAACCUGCAACGUCUUUACCUGAAUGGGCCUCUGCAGAGAUUGCCAGAAUGGAUUCCCAAGCUUAAGCAUCUUAUUAAGUUACGCUUGAUAGGGUCAAGGCUAGCUGAAGAUCCAUUGCCUAAACUUGAAGGCCUGCCAGAAUUGCUGGAACUCCAUCUUGAUCACUAUUGUGAGAGUGAAGAGGUACAUUUUAAAUGCGGCUGGUUUGAGAAAUUAAAGGAGUUAACCUUGCAGAGGAUGAAUACUCUGAGGACUUUAAAGAUAGAUAAAGGGGCACUGCCUAAGCUUGAAGUUUUGCGGCUGGGCUCAUGCCCUCAAAUAAUAGAAGGGGCGGAUGCUAUUCAAAAUUUGGAAGCUCUUAAGAAUCUUUACCUCAUUGACAUGCCAAUACAAUUUAAAGAUGAUAUUGCUCUUAAUAUUCCUUACAACAUUGACAUGCCAAUACAAUAUUCAAAUGAUAUUGCUCUUAAUAAUCCUAAAGACAUUGACAUGCCAAGACAAUUUGCAAAUGAUAUUUCUACCCCAUUAAAGGAAAACACAACACUGGAUAUUUCUCCACCUUUGCUCCCUCCCCCGCAACUUACUCCGCCGCGCCUUCCUCCCAGGAGGGGACAACUUAAAGUUAAGGUUUUACAAGAUCUGGCAUCCGCAGCUAUCAGAUCUCUUUCGGCUGCCUAAAUGG
Messenger RNA from Arachis duranensis, 3137 nucleotides. Its product is annotated as disease resistance protein RPM1. The record is from RefSeq and is a predicted model, not a curated record. Lineage: Eukaryota; Viridiplantae; Streptophyta; Magnoliopsida; Fabales; Fabaceae. Bases 179 to 3133 code for a protein of 984 amino acids. Gene Ontology annotation, biological process: defense response to other organism. Gene Ontology annotation, molecular function: ADP binding. The transcript has 4 exons.